Paramecium tetraurelia is the source of this 1029-nucleotide messenger RNA. RefSeq lists its product as uncharacterized. The transcript is spliced from 4 exons. Lineage: Eukaryota; Ciliophora; Oligohymenophorea; Peniculida; Parameciidae. The record is from RefSeq and is a predicted model, not a curated record. Gene Ontology annotation, cellular component: nucleus. Gene Ontology annotation, biological process: regulation of DNA-templated transcription. Gene Ontology annotation, molecular function: RNA polymerase II cis-regulatory region sequence-specific DNA binding; DNA-binding transcription factor activity, RNA polymerase II-specific.
AUGAAGGAAUAUCGUCAAAGCUGGAAUUAAGAUGAGGAUCAAUAGCUAUAAGAAUUAUACAAGGUUUAUGGUGAUAAAUGGAAAAAGAUUGCUGAGUUACUGCACUUAAGAUAGAAAUCUUAAGGAAAGAUCAGAACUGCAGCCGCUUGUAGAGAGAGGUAUCAAAAUAUUCUUAAACCUACUUUAAAUAAAAAUUUAUGGACAAGAGAAGAGGAAGAAAAAUUAUUUUCAUUAUAAAAACUCUAUGGGAAUUGCUGGACUAAAAUUACAAUAAAGAUGCGAAAUCGAUCAGAACUAAUUUGCAAAAACUAUUUUUAUGCAACCAUCAGGAGAGUACUGAGAAGAUUGAGCAAGUAAGUCGGCAUCUUAAAACCUUCUCAAAUGUUAAAAUCUAUAAAGCCCAGUGUCUUAAUGAGCAUAUACUUGGAAGACAACUAAGAAACUCAGUUGGUUUUCAAUUAGGAAGUACGCCUAAAUUUAAAGUAAUUGAUCACUAAAUAUUAAUUUAUACAAAAAGAAGAAAAUAUACCUUUAGAUAAUGAGGAAACAAAAAAUAUUAGACAAUUGAUUAGAGACUUAGUUGAUGCUAAUAUUUAGUAUUUAGAGUUUAAAGGACGGUUUCAAAUAUAAAAAAAAAAUAAACUGAAUUUUUAGAGUAAUAAAGAAGAAUUACAAAAGGAGCAAGAAAAUAUAAUAAAAAGAAUUAGAUUAUAAGAAGAUGUAUUUGUAAUGAAAUAUCCACAUUCUCAAAAUUAAAUACAGAAAAAAGAGUAAACUCUUAAGGACAGCUCAUGUAAUGAAAAUAAGGGUUUUAAAAACUUAAUAGCAAAUUAGAAUUCUUAAAUUCCUGAAAGUUAUUUUUCAACGUAAUAAUACUUUAAUCUCUAAUAAACCUAAGCUUAUUUCCAAACCUAUAUGGAUUACUCUAAAUAUAAUGCAUAAUAUCAAUUUGGAAAUUACUUUGAUCCCUACUCAUACUUUUAUUAUCAAUAGACUCCUUACCAAUUUCAAUUGUAAUAGAGAAUUUGA